UUCAUGGUCACAGCCCAUCUGCUGAGCCACAGAAGGGAAAGUUUGCUCAGAUGGCAAACUGACAGCAGGACAUGGAGCUCACAGGAUUAACCACGAAACAAAAUAAGUCCUAGUCUGGUUGACGGGUUUAUUUAUUUAUUCAUUCAUUUUUAAAGAUUUUUAACAGCGUUACAGAAACCUAAAGUUCCCGUUUUCUGAAAACAACCCAGCUUUUCUUGCGAAGACGAGGACUCGGGAACCUCAGACAGAAAGGGGGAGAAUGAAUAGGAGUGAGCUAACUGGCUAAUUAGCAGCGUUAGCUUCUAUUUCCAUGUCAAGCUUCGCCGCGGAUAUUAGUCAACAUUCUUCGUUUGUCUUUAAAGAAAGAAAAUUACAAUAAGGAAACUCCUGGAAGAAAUUUCGCCGACAGAAGUCUUGUCCAGUCUAAUGGUUUUGUUUCCAAAUACAAAAAGCGCCUUAAAAUGAAGAGAAUGUGUGUGUAAAUCAUGGCUUGUUGUAAAGUUACUAUUUUGAAAUCCAUCUAAGGAGACAGUUUGAUUGAAUAAUGCUGCAGGAACUGGGAAUUGGAAACAUCAAUGUGUGUUACUACAAACUGGCAACAGUGAACCCUAUCAACCUGUCCUGAGGGUGGGGCAUUUAUCCUGAAUAGAUUUACCAUUCUGCUGAGUAUUUUAUCCUGUCCAGCAAUGUUAGACAGAUGCAUGGGCUUCCUGCAGUGAUGUCUGUGCAGUGAGGACUGGCUUGCUCUGUGGCCUGCUCGCCAUGCUGGCCCUGGGAGUAGACUAUGGCAAACCAGGCGGUGGAAGAGGAGGAGGAGGAAGAGCAGCAACUGCAUGCCAGUUGCCUGUUUCAGGGAGAGUAUUGCCACGGGAUUCUGGCAUCAGCAUCAAGCAGAAGAUCUCACAGUGGGAGGUGCUCAGCCAGCAGGAAGAUGCACAUGGAGGGAGGCCCAAGGCUCAGGGCACCCCUGUCUCACACACUCGUUCUGGGGAUGUAAGAAAUGGCAUUCUCUUGGACAAUAAAACUGAUGGACUGCAUGGUAAAGCUAACCUGUCUAAAGCCAAAAGCCUGGGUUUGGAUUUCAGGGAAAACCAGACUGCUCACGGACAGUUCACAGUGGCACGGAAAUCCGAACCCGAGUAUAACCGACCGCUUUUAAACGAAGGUGUAUUCUCAACUCCUAGGACUAAGUCAUCGCCAGGCCUGACCCGUGCGCAGCAUCCUGUAAACAAACGUGAUGCUUCAAAGCAGAAAAGCUUCGAUAACGAUGCCAUUGACCAUGUCCUGGACGACGAUAUCCCAUCUCUGCCCGAGGGUGAUGAAGAUCCCGAUGACUCGCUGCCCCCUGGGAACUUCUACACCUCUCGGGGCUUUUGGAGGAGGCUUGAGGGUGAGGAUUUUCCCUGGAAGAGGGAUACAUAUUCCUCACCCAUGUCUAAGCAUCGUACCUUAGCGAGUGCUGAACUGAGCCCCCAGAAUCUCAUCACACCACCACCUAAACCACAACGCACAUUCGAGUACCAAGGGGCCAACAAAUCACCUCCGUAUUUAGACCAGUGGGAGAAGACAAACUCUUCUGUGAGCCAGACAAAACAGCUCAGAAAGCGUGAUGUCAUAUGUGCACCCAAUGUCCCACCUCCCCCAUGUCCUGUCGCCAACAGCAAUGGCAUUUCCAGAAACAGAAAGAACAGGAAGUCAUUUGAAUUUGAAGAUGUGGUGCGCUGGACAGCUCAGCAGGGGUCCAGAGAGACAGAGUCACGGCGCUCAGGGCUGUACCACACCCGGUCACAAGACAGCGUCUAUGAAGACAUCAUAUCGGACGUGUUAAGGGAGAACCCAUAUGAAGACAUCAAACUGUCUCCUAUGUGUCUUCCUAUCAUGCGGUCCCGAAACUGGACCGUUACACAGAGACGGACGCCGUGCACCCCAAAGCUGCCUCAGAAACCCUUUACGCUGCGAGGCAAUGCUGACAGCCUGAACGAGGUCUACAAGCAUUCAAUGACGUCGCCACUUCAUUCCUCUACUCUGAGCACACCUAAACCAUCAGCGUCAAAGAGGGCUACCGCCUACAGAACGCAGCGCCAGCCUCAGUAUGUGAGCAGGAUCCAAGAGAUCUUCCAGGCCAAGAGAGGAAAAAAGAGAGUGAAAAGCCAGACAAGUGCCAGCAGAGAUGAAUUGAGUGGAACAGAGAGCGAUCCAGAGGAGAGCACUAAAAAAGGUGGCUCCCAGCGCCUGGUGUAUGUGCAGUCCACUUUGAAGAGGAGACCGGGGUAUCGCACCCUGGAGAGAGAUCUCAUCCAGCUACAGGAGCAACAACUCUUCCAGCUGUUCGUUGUGGUGUCACUUAGAAAACGCUCCCCCGGAAAUGCGUACUACCCAGAAAUCACGCAACAGUUCCCCACUAAGUUUGAGAAAACCACUCGUAUGUCUCGUGAGACUGAGGAUCGGUUGAAAGCCAUUCCUAAUUUCUGCUUCCCAGAUGCUCAGGACUGGAGACCAUCUGCAGACAUCAACAGUGAAACAUUUUCGUUUGUCCUCACGGGAGAGGACGGAACCCGAUGGUUUGGUUAUUGUCGGAAAAUCUUGCCCCGGGGAAAGGGGAAGAGGCUACCCGAGGUUCACUGCAUCAUCAGCCGGCUUGGUUGCUUCAAUUUGUUUGCAAAGAUCCUGGAGGAGGUUGAGAGGAGGAGAGAGAUCUCUCCUGCACUGGUCCACCCGUUUAUGCGCAGUGUCAUGGAGGCUCCGUUUCCUGCCCCAGGACGCACCAUCACUGUGAAGAGCUUUCUGCCUGGCUCUGGCAAUGAGGAGCUGACACUGUGCCGCCCGGUGGACUCACGUCUGGAGCACGUGGAUUUUGAGAGUCUGCUGCAGUGUCUGAGUGUGAGCAGGCUGCUGCAGGUUUUUGCUUCUCUGUUGCUGGAGAGGAGAGUCAUCUUCAUCGCAGAUAAACUCGGCACAUUAUCUCGGUGUGCACACUCAGCUCUCGCUCUGCUCUAUCCUUUCACAUGGCAGCACACCUUUGUCCCCGUGCUGCCUGCCAACAUGCUGGACAUUAGCUGCUCUCCAACCCCCUUCGUCAUGGGAGCACUGUCUCCGUCCCUGGACCAGCUGUUGGAUUUGCCCAUUGAGGAGGUGCUUAUCGUGGACUUGUGUGCGGACAAGUUCGUCGUGCAGAUGGGAGAUGAAGACUGCAUCCUUCCCAGUAAGCUCCAAGCAGCUCUGCAGGAAGUCCUGGAGAGUCGGGAGGAGAUGCUGGAACACAGCAAAGAGGACACGAUGGGAGAGGAGUGCAGCCUGAGUGCUCUGUUGUCCGAGGCGUUUGUGAGGUUCUUCGUGGAGCUGGUUGGACAUUACCCGCUGCACAUCAACGAGACGGGAUACAACGGUGUCCGUGAGCUCAACAGAGAAACCUUCAGGAAGUCACAUCCGUCCCGAGGCGUGCGCCAGUUCCUCCAGUUGUUCAUGGACACGCAGAUGUUCGCCGGCUUUAUCCAGGACCGAGAGCUUCGCAAGGGGGGCGUCAAGGGCCUGUUUGAAGUGCGAGCAGCAGAAUAUCUGGCCUCCUGUCCUGAGCCUGAACCCAGCGGAGUCAACAAAUUUCUCAAGGGACUCGGGAACAAAAUGAAGUUCUUACAGAAAAAGUGAGGGAUUGCCUAAGCAGAGGGAGGGGGGGGAAAAAGCUAAGUGUGGCGUGCCAAGCGAGAUGGAGCGCUGAGAGGGAGAGCUGUGAGUCACUGCACCGAUCGUUUGCCUUCGGAGAAAACUGGACCGGCUGGGUGGAGACGAGCUCGAGCCUGAACCGUGCUCGCUUCGUCCUGAUGGGAACGCCUGUGCAAUGCUUUAACAUUGAAAUGUGGACGCAGAGUAGUAUUAUUGUUAUAUAUAUAUAUAUAUAUAUAUAUAUAUAUAUA
Molecule: messenger RNA, 3911 nt
Organism: Hemibagrus wyckioides
Lineage: Eukaryota; Metazoa; Chordata; Actinopteri; Siluriformes; Bagridae
Gene: dennd2c
Product: DENN/MADD domain containing 2C
Exons: 19
Coding region: 763-3645 (960 amino acids)
Source: RefSeq, a predicted model, not a curated record